Molecule: messenger RNA, 1980 nt
Organism: Helianthus annuus (common sunflower)
Lineage: Eukaryota; Viridiplantae; Streptophyta; Magnoliopsida; Asterales; Asteraceae
Exons: 4
Coding region: 1-1980 (659 amino acids)
Biological process (GO): regulation of DNA-templated transcription
Source: RefSeq, a predicted model, not a curated record
AUGUCCCGCGAACCGUUGCUACCAGAUUUGAACGCAUGUAGCCAUGAUCAAGGUUAUAGGUCUCCGUUUUAUGAACCCGGUUACGUUCCCUCGUACAGACAGGAAGAAUAUGGCAAUAACGUUUUCGUUAGUGGUCCCUCGGGAGUACAAGGAGACCUUAGUCACCCUUCUUACGUGCAAGAGUCAUUGGGUGACGAUCCAGCCGUGCAAGAGUCAUUGGGAUUUUUAUCCCGCAAUGAUAUGGAAAGUUGGGUAAAACGAAGGGGUUUAGCCAACGGAUACAUAAUUGUUACCAGACGGUCCAAGGAUAACCGGGUGUGGCUCCAAUGUUGUCGUAGCGGCGAGCAUGAGAGUAAGGCCACGAUUAGGAAAACCGGCAGCAAAAAAUGCGCGUGCCCUUUUAUGGUGAUAGGUUGUCUGGACCGGGGCAGUAUGUCUUGGCGGAUAGAUUAUUUGAAAAAAAAAAUUAACGAGGCGCACAACCACGGCCCUGCUGAACAUCUGGAGGGUUACGCGUAUGCCAGGAGGCUUACUCCUAAUGAGUUUAGGCUGGUGCAAGAGCUGACAGAUCAAGACAUACAGCCCCAUACAAUCUGGAAGGCCGCAACCGAACAGAACCCUGAGAACGUAUGUGUUCCGAAAGACAUACACAACGCUUGCCAAAAGAUUAGGGCCGCAAAGUUCGAGAAAAAACCGUCUCCCAUGCAGCGACUAGAACAAAUCCUCCAGGAAAAAAAGAUGACCUAUUACAUACAGGCGGAACCUUCCACCAACGUCGUUCAGCAUAUAUUUUUCUGUCACGAUAAGUCCUUUGAAAUGUGGAGGGCAUUCCCGCAUGUGCUUAUGAUCGACGCUACCUACAAGACUAACAUGUACAAUCUUCCAUUUUUGCAAGUUGUGGGUAUGUCGUCGACAAACCACACCUUCUGUGUUGCGCAUGCAUUUCUUUCAAACGAGCAGGAGGCAACGUACGUCUGGGUAUUGGAGAGGGUCAGGUCUAUGCUGCACGAGUGCAUGGAGCCGCGUGUAAUUCUAACGGACAGGGACCAGGCACUGAUAAACGCGUGUAGAAAAAUAUUCCCUGGCGCACACAGAUAUCUUUGCAGGUUCCACAUCUUACAAAAUAUUGUGAAGUACUGCAAGGGUUCGUUUAAUGGGCAAGAUUGGGAAGCCUUUAUAAAUCAGUGGAAAACAGUGUGUAAUUCCGCUACCGAAGAGUUAUACAAAUAUAAUGUCCUCAACCUUCAGAGACACCUUGUCAAUCAACAACUUACAUAUGUUUUUAGUUACCUAUGGAAUAACUGGUUAAGCACCUCCAGACAAUUGUUCGUAUCUGCAUGGACCAAUCAAACCCUGACAUUCAUGCAAAGUACAACAAACAGAGCUGAAGGCGCACAUGCUGCAUUAAAGAAACAGCUUACUACACCGAGAUGCAGUCUGGAAUCACUGGUGAAAAAGGUGGACACCUUGGUACUAAAGCAAUAUGCGCAAAUAAAGAAAUCCUUGGAAGAAAGCCGCACCAAGCGAAUGAACAGCCACCUUCAGAUUCCUAUGUUUUCCAACCUACUUCUUAAAGUUUCCAUCCAUGCUCUUAACCUAUUGGAAAACGAGCUAACACGGAGAACAGACACGUUGCAGUCAUUCGGAUCAACAUGUGGCUGCCAGCUGUACUCGGGUGCCGGGUUGUUAUAUGCAUGUCGCCUGGAGAGAUUGCAGAAUACAGAUUGCAUCAUUCAGCUCGAAGAUAUAGACAUUUUCUGCAGAAAACUUGACCUGAACGCAUCAAAUAUUAAUGAGGAAGAUGUUGAUGUAGACAAACAAUUAGAAUAUGUGAAACAAAAAUUGUCUACCCAACCCCCGCAAGUGAGGAAAAGCGUCUUAUCGAAGAUCAUAGCGGUGGUAAACCCAUAUAUGAGCGACAAAAAACCGUCUGUCGUACAAGAAAACACUCGCGGGCGACCAACUUCCAAGGUCCAAUAA